AAUGGCUUCACUUCAGCUUGGUCUUUUGACUCCUUGCUCUGCUCAACACACUCGACUUUUCCUCUCUGCUUUCUCAUGUGAGCUCAAAGGCCACACAGCACAUCUCCUUCGCCGCCUCUCUUUCCCGUGCAGAUCUUGGGGCCUUCCAUCUGCAAGCAGAAAUUCAGUCCAUGGCGACAUCAAUCAUUGGAUCUGUUGCCUCCGCUUUCUUACUCCUAUUACUCUUCUCUUGCUUCAUGUUCACCUCCACAGAAGCCUAUGAUGCCCUCGAUCCAAGUGGAAACAUAACAAUCAAAUGGGAUGUCAUAAGCUGGACUCCAGAUGGCUAUGUUGCUGUGGUUACAAUGUACAACUUUCAACAGUAUCGGCACAUUCAGGCCCCCGGGUGGACAUUGGGAUGGACAUGGGCUAAAAAGGAAGUGAUUUGGAAUAUGAUGGGAAGCCAAACCACCGAGCAAGGUGACUGCUCAAAGUUCAAGGCGAAUCCCCCGCAUUGCUGCAAGAGGGAUCCAACUGUAGUGGAUCUACUUCCUGGAACUCCGUACAAUCAGCAGAUUGCAAAUUGCUGCAAAGGGGGAGUAUUGAGCUCAUGGGCUCAGGACCCAGCCACAGCAAUAAGUUCAUUUCAGGUCAGUGUUGGCCUUGCUGGAACAACCAACAAAACUGUCAAGUUGCCUAGAAAUUUCACCCUCAGAGCGCCGGGUCCUGGAUACACUUGUGGUCCUGCAAAGAUUGUGAAACCAACCAAGUUUGUCACCAAUGACAAAAGGAGAACUACUCAAGCAUUGAUGACCUGGAAUGUUACCUGCACAUAUUCUCAGUUCCUUGCUCAAAAGACCCCCAGUUGCUGUGUUUCCCUUUCAUCCUUCUAUAAUGAUACGAUAGUGAACUGCCCAACCUGCACAUGUGGCUGUCAAAACAAAACGGAUCCCGGAAGCUGUGUGGAUCCAAAUUCCCCACAUUUGGCCUCAGUUGCAGCGCCUUCAAGCAAAGCUAGCAAUUCACCUCUUGUCCAGUGCACCAGCCAUAUGUGUCCAAUUCGUGUGCAUUGGCAUGUGAAAGUCAAUUAUAAAGAGUACUGGAGAGUGAAGAUCACAGUCACGAAUUUCAAUUACCGGAUGAACUAUACACAAUGGAACCUUGUUGUGCAGCACCCCAAUUUUGACAAUCUGACGCAGCUUUUCAGCUUUAAUUACAAGCCAUUAAUGCCUUAUGAGGGUUUGAAUGAUACUGGCAUGCUGUGGGGAUUAGAGUUCUAUAACGAUUUGCUGUCAUCAGCUGGGGAAUUUGGGAAUGUACAGUCGGAGCUCUUGUUUAGGAAGGAUGCGUCAACCUUCACAUUUGACAAGGGUUGGGCUUUUCCCAGGAGAAUUUAUUUCAAUGGAGAUAACUGCGUUAUGCCUCCUCCUGAUGCCUACCCAUGGCUGCCAAACGCAACUACGAAACUAAUUUUCUCCCUUCUAAGUACAGCUAUAUCUGCCCUUGUUUGUUUGGCAAUUUUGUUGGCUAAUUUAUAGACAAUCAUUUCUCCGAAUAGAUGAAGAUUAAAGUGGUCACAUUACAUAUAAUUUAUACUCAUUCGCAAAUGGAGCAGAUGAAAGUCACGACGGUGCAAAAAUGCCUUGCACGAAGAUUGUCGGUUUUAGGGCCACAUCUUCCCGCUUAUUUUUAAGCUGUUGCCUUGUCAUUUUUUUUUUAAAAUAUUUUAUUUGGAGCUGGUGUAAAUUUUUGUUGUGCCAUCUUAGACAGUUUGAUUAGUAUUUCCUUUA
This is a messenger RNA of Neltuma alba, 1769 nucleotides long. Its product is annotated as protein COBRA. NCBI's taxonomy places the organism in Eukaryota, Viridiplantae, Streptophyta, Magnoliopsida, Fabales, Fabaceae. Gene Ontology annotation, cellular component: plasma membrane. Gene Ontology annotation, biological process: cellulose microfibril organization; plant-type cell wall cellulose biosynthetic process. Bases 171 to 1517 code for a protein of 448 amino acids. The transcript has 6 exons. The record is from RefSeq and is a predicted model, not a curated record.